AUGGAAGAAAUGUCGGUUGCAGUGCCAUUAAGAGCAAAUAAUUCAGUGUGUGAUAAUCCAACUAUAGCUACUCAUAUGGAUGUUUCGAGACUUAAGUUGAUGGCGAAUGCAGAGUUGAUAUCGAAUGCUAUAACUACGAUAUCUGCUGAUAGUUUUAUAGGUUCUGAGGAGGAUCAUAUUGGUAACAAUCUGGAAGGCGAGGUUGGUGUUUCGGCAGUCGCACCACCUUUGCAUGGGAGAGAAGGGGAUAUUCUUUUGUUGAAUAUGUUAUCUCAAGGUAGCGAUGAACUUUUAGCCCCAGAAGUUGAUGAGGAUGAUUCGUUAUCAUUAGAUGGAGACCCGAUUAUUUACAGCACUUUAUCAAUAGCUAGUGAGAAUAGUAGUGUUUGUGGAGAUGAGUUCUUCAGCUCAGAAGAUAACUCAGAUUUUAGGACAAGGAGUUCGAUAGACUCGAUGGACAUAGAUAAGAACAUCUCUUCUGUAGAAGUUGUUGCUAGCUCUGCUGUUUUUGACGACUCAAAUCUGGAGGCAGAUAUUAUGAGUGAACCCCUUGCUGUAGCAUUGAGCCUUGGAGACGAAACAGGAGUUAGAUCUGUCCCAGUGCCUACCGCAGCUGUUCUUCAUCAACUACCUCUUGAAAAAGGGGUGGGUGGAACAGUCGGUCGGAGUGUUUUUGAAUUGGAUUGUACCCCACUUUGGGGAUUUACAUCUUUGUGUGGAAAAAGACCUGAAAUGGAAGAUGCCGUUGCGAUUGUACCUCGGAUGUUGAAAAUUCCUAUUCAAAUGCUAAAUGGUAACAGGAAAUAUGAUGGAAUUAACAAGGAUUUUAAUCAGCAGACAGUUCAUUUCUUUGGAGUAUAUGAUGGCCACGGUGGCUCUCAGGUGGCAAAUUAUUGUCGUGAUCGUAUGCAUUUAGCUUUAGCUGAGGAAGUAGAAUUGUUCAAGGAAGGUCUAAUACUUGGAGGUCCCAAGGAUGAUUGUCAAGAUUUAUGGAAAAAAGCUUUCACUAAUUGUUUUUUGAAGGUUGAUAAUGAAGUUGGGGGGAAAGUUAAUUGUGAACCUGUUGCACCAGAAACUGUUGGUUCCACUGCUGUUGUAGCUAUUGUUUGUUCAUCCCAUAUUAUAGUUUCAAACUGUGGUGAUUCCAGAGCGGUUUUGUGCCGUGGAAAAGAACCCAUGGCUUUAUCUGUGGAUCAUAAACCAAAUCGUGAUGAUGAAUAUGCAAGAAUAGAGGCAGCUGGUGGCAAGGUAAUACAAUGGAAUGGUCAUCGUGUAUUUGGGGUUCUUGCAAUGUCAAGGUCUAUUGGGGAUCGAUAUUUGAAGCCAUGGAUUAUUCCUGAACCAGAAGUUACAUUCCUCCCUCGUGCAAAAGACGAUGAAUGUCUCAUUCUGGCCAGUGAUGGCUUGUGGGAUGUCAUGACGAAUGAAGAGGCAUGCGACUUAGCUCGUAGACGCAUACUUCUCUGGCAUAAGAAAAAUGGCUCAGAGCUGUCAUCAGUAAGGGGAGAGGGAAUCGAUCCUGCUGCACAGGCAGCUGCAGAAUACCUAUCGAACCGUGCUUCGCAAAAAGGAAGCAAAGAUAACAUCACUGUCAUCGUGGUAGAUUUGAAAGCUCAACGGAAAUUUAAGAGUAAAACAUGA
Molecule: messenger RNA, 1641 nt
Organism: Lathyrus sativus (Indian pea)
Lineage: Eukaryota; Viridiplantae; Streptophyta; Magnoliopsida; Fabales; Fabaceae
Source: the annotation of a GenBank genome assembly